CCGCAAUCAGAGGCGGUGAGGGGGAGUCGGCCUUUUCUCUUCACAUUUCGGCCUUUUAUGUCCCGGCAGCAGUGAGGGGAUGUGAAGGCGGCGCGGUCGGGGCGCCCUCGAGUUUAAAUAUUCGCCGACUAAGCGCGUUUUCAAUGAGGUAACCGAACGAAGCAAACAAAACGAAAAGAAAUAGGUAGACGAUGCUGUCGGAGCAGUCGCAGACAUGGUUUCCUACCCAUGUCCAAGUGACAGUCUUGCAAGCCCGGGAUCUCAACCCCAAGAGCAAAACCGGCACCAACGACACGUACACCAUCAUCCAGCUGGGCAAAGAGAAAUAUUCAACCUCGGUGGCGGAGAAAACCUUGUGCCCGAUAUGGAAAGAGGAGGUGUCCUUCGAGUUUCCUGGUCUACUGCUGCAGGGGACUCCAGAGAAAUACAUCCUCCACUUGAUUGUCAUGCACCGUUCCCUAGUCGGGCUGGAUAAAUUCCUGGGUCAGGUAGCCAUCUGCCUCAAUGAACUUUUUGAAAACAAAUCGAGGAGGCAAAAGGAGUGGUUCAAGUUGGAAUCUAAACCAGGAAAGAAGUCAAAGGAAAGAGGUGCAAUUCAGGUUUCCAUCCAGUUCAUGCGAAACAAUAUGACUGCAAGUAUGUUCGACCUUUCCAUGAAGGAUAAAACAAGGUCCCCUUUUGCGAAACUGAAAGACAAAAUGAAGGGAAGAAAAAAUGAUGCCACUUUUUCUGAUCAUUCAUCUGCAAUAAUUCCAAGUACAUCUGCUAAACCUGAUCAAGAAGCAUUGGAGACAGACUUAGAACUCAAAUCAAAGCCAAAAAGAGCCUUUCUCUUGGGACCACAGAGGUUAUCAUCUGCCCAGUCAAUGUCAGAUUUACCUGGUCCCCGUCCAUCGCUGGGGAAAAUCAAAUCUAAUACCAUAGGCCAUGUAGUCUACAAAUCUCCUACAGACUCUGUUCACUCCAGUGAAGAAAAAGGUAGUGACUCCCUGGCCAAAUCACCUCACCGAAGAUCACAAAGCAUGGAUACCUCCAAGGUGAACCAAUUUGAUCUAAUUUCUGUCACAAAGAAUGGGAGUGAUCCAGCAAAACCACCAGCUGAUCCAUUUUCAAAGCAAGGCUUAUAUAUAUCACAGAAGGCCGCCACACUUCCAAGAAGCAGAAAUCCUUUUGACAACAACAGCAGCUCCUGGCAGAUCAGAGACGCAAGUUUUGAAACCACCGCAAAUUAUAGACAUCCAGAAAUUAAACAAGAAACCAAGAGAGACAAAGAGAAGGAUAAAAUCAGCCUCUUUGCACGUGUGACUGGCAAGAAAGAUGUCAAAAAGUCUGAAAAGGCUAGCAACAUAAAGUCAGAUGGUAUUAGUGAUCCAAAUCCACUAAACCCAUUUUCAGGAAACUUUCACAGCAGUUGUGAAUUUGAUUCCAAAAAUCCAUUUGCCACAAAAUACAACACAAUGGAUAUGUCCAGUUUAACCAAACCCACAAAUUCUGAAGAUAUAAAGGCAAUAGUAUCCACUGACAGACAUAAAUAUCGAGAGAAUAAUCGUUCAAGUAAUGCAUUCAAACAACAUCAUUCUGAACACUAUGGAGAAAAAAGCAGAGAUCCCAAUCAACUUGCCAUUGGAUAUCGUAAUUUAUCAUAUGAUGAGCUGAUCUAUGAACUUGUGAAGCAAAAAGAACUUGUUAAGAGAAAGGAUGGUCAAAUCAGAGAGCUUGAGGACUACAUUGAUAACCUCCUAGUGCGAGUAAUGGAGGAAACUCCCAGCAUUCUUAGAGUGCCAUACGAACCAUCUAGAAAAGCUGGGAAACUUUCAAAAAACAAUUGACCUAAUUAACAUCAGAAUUGACAAAAUAUACUUAAUGCCUGUGACAAAAUGCAAUGGCAACUCUCAUGACCUUUUAUAGACCGUGAAUUGGCAAAGAAGUUUACAGAAUGGUAUUUGCUCAUUCCAUAGCGGCUAUUAAAUAAUGGUUGCCAAGCAAAGUAGAAACGAUAUUUCUUCUUUUCUCUCUCUCAACAAUGAACAAAUUAAAAUUUCAGUUUGUUUUAAACAAAAUGUAAUUCAUAUCUUGUAUAGAUUAGCACAUACAGUGACCUCACUAGUAGGUUGACCUGAGGAAUCCCUCCUGAAUGACACUCACCUGUUGACAUUGCUUACUGUAUUUAUUUUUAUAUUAUCUUUCUGGAUAGUAUGUAGCAACAAUAGAAUGAAAUAGCAACUCUAAAGUAAAUAUAGCUUUGCAGUAGUUUUUCAUCUAAUUAGUUCUGGUACUGUUGCAUACCUUUUGGGAAGGGUCCAAUAUUUAUUUGGGGAGUUUUCACAGUAAACUUGGUGUUGCAAUUUCUAUUAUAUGCUGGAAGCCAUUAAUACACUUGAAUAUAUGGAAACAAAAUAUCAGUAUACUCUGUGAUGCCAAAAUUGAUCACCUUAUACUUGCCUAUAACUUGAUUAUCUGUUGUAUUUGUGUACUUUGGGGAAAGGUCUGACAUAUUUUAAUGAGGAGAUGUUCACACAAUAAAUUUAGUGUUGUGCUUUCUAUAAUAUUGCAGCAGGCAUUCAUACACUUUAGUUGAAUACAUUUGAAUGCAAUGUCUCUAAUGUUCUGCGAUGCCAAAACCAAUCACUUAAUUCUUGCCUAUUACUUGAUUGCCUUUUAUAUUUCGAUCUUCCAGUACUUCCAAAACACUGGACUCUUUAUUCUUGAGAGCUCAGUCAACAACUGUAUUACCACAAAAUGUUUGAUUUAAUUACAAUUACAAUACACUAGAAAAAUGAUGUUUCCCAUUCUCAUUUUAUCUGUAUUUCUUGAGGAAAGGGUGGGAAAUUUUAGGCAGAAAUCAAAUGGACAACUUUUUAAUGGAACAAACUGAUUGGAACACUUAUUUACAUACGUAAAAAUGUUAGUUAUGUCAUGUGAGACAGCAGUUUUACUGGCAUUUUUGCAUUUAAGAGAAGUUGGGUAAAUGUUGUUUCACCUGUGGCACCAUAACUUAAAAAUUAGAAACUCAGAAUGUGUGACCACACCUUACUCCCUACCCAAAUCACACCUGUUUCAUACCGAAUUGGGUUCAGUGUAGUAUAACUCAAACCUGAGAUAUUUUGUAUUUUUUUUGAAAUGUGCUGAGAUUUCAUAGGGAGAACCAGCUUCAGUGGUGAAUUCUUCAUACAGUCUUAAAACAAACUGUCAAAUUCUGUGUCAAUUUUAAAAAGCAACUGAUCUGAAGAAUGAUAGUUCUUUCAAAUUUUAUAUUAAGUUAUAUACAUUUUUGUAAAGACAUUUUUUGGUAGUUGUUCAGAAUAAAAGUUGUGCAUUUUAUGCCAAACUAUACCUAAAGUUUCUUGUGCAUUUUAAAUAGAAUCAUAACAAUGUUACUGACUAGCCUUCAAGCAACAGUUGAUCAUUGUAUUCAUUGAGUCAUAAUCCAAACAUAUUUAUCUUUACACUCAGUUGACUGUCUCAUUUGAAAUUUAUACGUAACACAUUAUCUAAUGCUACAUUUUAAUAGACACAAUCCGUGGUUGGGACUUAACUGUCACUUACCCCUCUGAGCAUCUUAAAGUACAGCAUACUGCAGAUAGCCGUUUCUUGUGUUUGUCCAGAAUCACUUGUAAACUGUAUUGAAAUCAAAGUUUAAGCUAAUGGUGAAACCAAUCUUAGUCAUUCAAAGUUCACUUCAUGGCUGCAAUAAAACAAAACAGACCUCAACCGAUUGCUGGGUAAAGCUGCUUGACUUGAAGCCUUGACACACACAUUUUAAAAUAUUUAAAUGGCUUAAGUGCCCAUAGAGUCUAUUUAAAUACUGUAUGCCAGUACUGCUUUUGCACAUCUGAAAAUUAAAAUUGUAACAAAACGUUUAAGUUACUUAAUUUUAUGCUUUUGGUGUUCUUUUAAUGUUUCACAUUAAAAAUGCCGGCUUUUUGUAAAUGUAUUAUUUAUUUAUUUUUUUCCCCAGACUUGAAGGUACUUGCUGUAUAACUUUGAACUAUUUAGAGAUAUAAACUCAACCAAAUUCUUAAUGCACAGACCUUUUUUUGUAUUGGCUGAAAAAAUAAAUGUACUGAACCUUUGAAGUACGGUUCUGUAGCUGUAAUUAACUGGUACAAACAGUCAUCCAUGCUGAUUUAGGAUGCACUUUUAAGAAGAAUAAUGCUUGAGU
Messenger RNA from Rhincodon typus (whale shark), 4162 nucleotides. RefSeq names its product rab11 family-interacting protein 2. The transcript has 5 exons. Lineage: Eukaryota; Metazoa; Chordata; Chondrichthyes; Orectolobiformes; Rhincodontidae. The record is from RefSeq and is a predicted model, not a curated record. The coding region runs from base 192 to 1829 and encodes 545 amino acids. Gene Ontology annotation, biological process: regulated exocytosis. Gene Ontology annotation, molecular function: small GTPase binding. Gene Ontology annotation, cellular component: phagocytic cup; endosome.